Messenger RNA from Castor canadensis (American beaver), 2278 nucleotides. It is a transcript of the gene Esam, whose product is annotated as endothelial cell adhesion molecule. Gene Ontology annotation, molecular function: cell-cell adhesion mediator activity. Gene Ontology annotation, cellular component: plasma membrane; adherens junction. Gene Ontology annotation, biological process: homophilic cell-cell adhesion. Lineage: Eukaryota; Metazoa; Chordata; Mammalia; Rodentia; Castoridae. The record is from RefSeq and is a predicted model, not a curated record.
CCUUUUCAGUGGCCUGGCUCUUGAGCACGUUCUGGCUGUCUCUUAGCCUUGGCACCUGUUGGAGAGUGUGUCCCAGAACUGUCGUCUCUGAUUGUGUCUUGGUCAGGGAGGGCCAUGAUUUCCCUGCCUGGUGCCCCUGCGACCAACUUGCUGUUUUUGUUCCUGGGAAUGAGUACUCUUGCGUUCCUCUCCAGGGCCCAGCUGCAGCUGCACGUGCCCGCCGGCCUCACCAAGCUGGAGGCGGUAGAGGGAGCAGAAGUGGUGCUCCCGGCCUGGUACACCAUGCCAGGGGAGGUUCCUUCUGCCCAGCCAUGGGAGGUGCCCAUCGUGUUGUGGUUCUUGGAACAAGAAGGCAAGGAUCUAAAACAGGUGUUGUCUUACAUCAAUGGAGCUUUGUCAAGUAAACCUGGAGUAUCCCUGGUGUACUCCAUGCCUUCCCGGAAUGUGUCUCUGAGAUUGCAGGGUCUACAGGAGAAAGACUCUGGCUCCUACCGCUGUUCCGUGAAUGUACAAGACAGUCAAGGCACAGAUAGGGGCCACAGCAGCAAAACUAUCCAACUCAAUGUGCUGGUUCCUCCAGCUCCUCCAUCCUGCAGUCUCCGGGGUAUACCCCAUGUGGGGACCAAUGUGACUCUGAGCUGCCAGUCCCCAAGGAGUAAACCUGCUGCGCAAUACCAGUGGGAGCGGCUGUCCCCAUCCUCCCAGGUUUUCUUUGCACCAGCUUUAGAUGCCAUCCAUGGGUAUUUAAGCCUCACCAAUCUUUCCACUUCCAUGUCUGGAGUCUAUAUCUGCAAGGCCCACAAUAUGGUGGGCAGUGCCCAGUGCAAUGUGACCCUGGAAGUGAGCACAGGGCCUGCAGCUGCAGUGGUUGCUGGAGCUGUUGUGGGCACUCUGGUUGGAUUGGUGCUGCUAGCUGGGCUGGUCCUCUUGUACCAACGCCGGAGCAAGGCUCUAGAGGAGCUGGCCAAUGACAUCAAGGAGGAUGCAGCUGCUCCCCGGAACCUGACUUGGCCCAAGGGCUCCGACACAAUCUCCAAGAAUGGGACUCUUUCCUCUGUCACCUCAGUAAGAGCCCUCCGCUCAUCCCAUGCUCCUUCCAGGCCUGGUGCAUUGACCCCCACUCCCAGUGUCUCCAGCCAGGCCCUGUCCUCACCAAGACUGCUCAGGACAGAUGGAACCCACCCUCAGCCAGUAUCUCUCAGCCCUGGGAGGGUUUCUUCAUCUGCCCUGAGUCGCAUGGGUGCUUUACCCGUGAUGGUGCCUGCCCAGAAUCAGGCUGGGUCUCUUGUGUGAUGGUCCAAGCAGUCAUUGGCUAAACCGUUUGGUGUUUCUCCUUCCAUAAGAGGCCUGAGUCUUGAGAGGGUAGCCAUAUUCCAGACCGCCAGUCUUCUGCCCAUACAUCUCCUUACUGUGGGAACACCAGGUCUCAGUAAGACCCAAAUGUCCAGGAGGUGAAAGUAGAAAAAGAAGGGUAUUUGGGAUUGGCUCCCCUCACUUCUCCCUAUGAAGCCAGCUGAAUGCUGCUGAGACUGGCUACCCUCCAAGUGCCCUGGAGGAAACUGACAGUCAGCAAGCCCUUGGCCCCUGUGAUCUGUACCCCACUCUUCCUUAAUGCCAUCCUUUAUUGCCAUUCCAGCUCCCUGUAUUAAUAUCUCCUGUCCUGCUGACUUAGUUGGGUUUUGUUGGGACAGGGGAUAGGGAAGAUAUUUUAAAAACUAACUUGAAAUAUGUGUUUUUGUUUUUACUUUGCAAAUUUCAAUAAAGACACAUUUAUUUGUAUGGAAUAAGAAUCAAAUUGCCUUUUCCAAUUGGGAAUUCCCAGAAGUUGAGCUUCAGGAGGAUGGAAAGUAGAUCUCACUCAGGUUCUGUACUCCAGAGGCUUCACACAGCCUCAGAACUUACUGGCUCAGCAUAGCCCUUUUAAAGUCUUUAGAAGGAUUGUUGUUUGUUUUUGUUGUUGGUUUACUUUGUUUAUUUUUUGGUGGUAGUGGGGUUUGAACUCAGAGCCUCCUGCUUGCAAAGCAGGGGAUCUACCACUUGAGUCACAGCCCUAUCCCUAGAAAGGUCAUUUGCCGUCAUGUGGAAAGGGGAGGUGCUAAGACCCUGACACUGAGAACAUCCUAACCCAUUCUGAGCAGCAAGGGGUUUCUGCUGAAGCCUUGGUGCCCAGGCUUGGGUGUGCAUGCACUCCACUGCUGCUUCUUCUCCAGAGCAGAGGAGAGGAACCUCACUUGUGCUCCCUUUCCUAUGCCACUGAAUCCUAAACAAACACACCAUC